Molecule: messenger RNA, 1147 nt
Organism: Rhagoletis zephyria (snowberry fruit fly)
Lineage: Eukaryota; Metazoa; Arthropoda; Insecta; Diptera; Tephritidae
Gene: TORIP
Product: Torsin interacting protein
Biological process (GO): membrane organization
Cellular component (GO): membrane
Molecular function (GO): ATPase activator activity
Source: RefSeq, a predicted model, not a curated record
AAAACCAAUCUGAUAUUUUUCGUACAUUUCUAUAACAAGGCAUGUUUUGGUACUAACCCGGCAUUGUAUUUUUUUGUCGUCAAUUUAUUAAUUAAAUUAAUUGGAAUUUAGUUAGUAUAAGAUACUUUACGUUAGUAUAAAAUACUUUAGAGAUGUCAUCUCGUCCAUGUUCACCAAAGCCGAGACGAGGGAUUCGCUGUUCUGAAUCCGCUGAACCAAAUGGGAAAGUAAACAAUGAUGAGCACUUGGAUACAUCUGAUGAGAAUUACGACGGUAACUCAAUAGAAGCAGAAGCCAGUGACGAGAGCUGCGCAAAGGCGCCGGAGGAUACAAAGGAUCGUAUCGAAACGGGUUGUGUAACCUACCUAGCAGUCAUAGUGGCCAUAGUAGCCAUAGUCUUGGCAUUCUUGGUGUUUAGAAUGCUACCGCGUUCAGAGAAAACAUGUUCAUACAAUGAAUUACGUCAAAGACAUCAAAAGCAGGAUCAAAAAAUGUGGCAAACGCUUUCUAUAAAUAUAGAACAUAUUUUGAAUGAACGCUCCACAAAACCGGCUGUGUAUCUUUUUCUUCACCAGGGAAGUAGAGAUAUGCAAGCAUUAGUAAAAAAUAUUGCUUCUGAUACAGUAACCUGCUUCGGUGGUCAGUUAGUCGAGAUGAGUGAAAAUGAUUUUACCACUGAUGAUUAUGGCUAUGCUAUUGAGAAAUUCAAAAAUAAAAUAAAGAAGGGACAUGUGGCACUAAUUGCCCAUUUGAAUAAGAUACCCGUAGAGGCAGCGCGUGCUUUGCACUUCAUCUGCGAUGUACACACACCAAUCGCUGAAGGAGUGGUUAUAUACCUCACAUUAGUUACACCGUCCUCAAUAGGCACGCCCAAAGAAAAUGCUGUAAACACAUUGCGGAACUUAUGGAGCUCGAAAUUAGAGUAUAACGUCCUCGACCCUUUAAUAACUCGCGUUACUGAUGAAGUUAUAGCACUGAAAAGUGAAUGACAGGCGAUUAAAUCGAAUAAGUUCUUAUGGCCCUAUCAUAUAUGGCAGGUGCUGGAUUUUGUAAUAUGUAUUAUUUAAACUGUAUUCAAAUCUGUUUUCAGAAGCAAUGUGCACUAUAUGUAGCUCGGUCUAUAUGGACAUAAGGCUAUUUCCUAAAA